Agrilus planipennis (emerald ash borer) is the source of this 721-nucleotide messenger RNA. RefSeq lists its product as uncharacterized. The record is from RefSeq and is a predicted model, not a curated record. The transcript has 5 exons. NCBI's taxonomy places the organism in Eukaryota, Metazoa, Arthropoda, Insecta, Coleoptera, Buprestidae. Bases 130 to 699 code for a protein of 189 amino acids.
AUUUCUAACCUUUCUAAUAAACGUCAAUAAAUGGUGAAUAUGUUAGGUUGUUAUAUUUUUAUAAGCGUAAAAAUUAUAUCGUAUUUUUUUAAAUAGUCAUAUAUCGUAAUCAUUUACUGAUCGUUUUCUAUGAAACGAAAUUUUGAGAUGGCUGAUAAUACUAAAUUAUCACAAAACGAAAUUACUUUAGUAGAACGAGACGUAAAUCCAUAUGGGAUAGCCUUGGUUAACCCAAAUUUAGUAGCCAAAAGAGGCCCCAGUGACUUAGUUCAAUUAGCAGAAGAGAUUCAGAAGGCAGAUACAAUGAUCCAUGCUACAGCUUACAAUAAACUUCAAGUCAUUGCUGAACAGAUUAAGUUUUUACAAAAGCAAGCACAAAAAAUUCUUCUGGAUGCUAAAACAAAUAAAGAUCUUCACCAUGCAGCUUGUAACUUUGUUAAAAUCCCUGGCAACAUUUAUCACCUAUAUGAAAGGUUGUCAGGUCAACAAUAUUUCAGCCUUGUUGCACCAGAAGAAUGGAGUAAUUGUCCUCACAAGCACCUAGGAAGCUUUAGAUUAGAACAAGAUCAUUCAUGGACACCUGUUAACCAUUUAGAAACCAAAAACAAAGAGAUAGAGGUCAUUGGAAGGAUAUUAGCGUCAUCUGAUGUUGAUUACAUAUCAAAUGCAAUUGAACAGGGCCCCUUGAUAACUUCGUAAACUAGUCUUUUUUUUUGUAAAU